AUGCUGCUGUGGCUGCUGCUGCUCCUGCUGUGGGGGGGGUCCCUGCAGGAGGAUAGAGGGUAUGCGCUGCAGGUGCAGAAGGAUGUGACGGUGCAGGAGGGCCUGUGUGUCACUGUUCCCUGCAAGUUCAUCUACCCCAGGGAACCAUACUAUGAUCGUGCCUCACUCUACAUCUUCUGGUUUGAGCACGGGGACAGUAUAUAUGACCCUCCGGUGGCCACCAACCAUCCAACCCGAGCAGUGAAGACAUGGACAAAGGGCCGGUUCCAGCUCAUCGGAGACCCCCGGGCCAAUGACUGCUCCCUGAGCAUCAGAGGUGCCCGCAGGAGUGACGCAGGGGCCUACACUUUCCGGGUGGAGCGAGGACAUGUGAAAUAUACCUACGCAGACAGUUGGCUGACUGUGCUGGUGACAGACCUCACAGAGAAACCCCACAUCCACAUUCUGCAACCUCUGGAGUCCGGACACCCCGCGAACCUGACCUGCAGCGUGUCAGGGUCCUGUGAGGGGGCCAGACCCCUGGCCUUCUCGUGGGUGGGGGAAGCCCUUAAUGAGAUGGACCCUACAACACGCCAGUCCCCGGUGCUCACCUUCACCCCGAGGCCCCAGGACCACGGCACCAACCUCACCUGUCGGGUGAAACAAAACGACCGUCACACACCUGCCAAUCUCAACCUCAAGGCCAUGGGAAACUCCUCCUCCCACUCCAUCCUGGAGGGCCAGUCCCUGCACCUGCAGUGUGUGGCCCUCAGCAACCCCCCUGCAGAGCUGAGCUGGUUCCAGGGACCCUCAGUCCGGAAUGUCUCCAUCUCCAACUCGAGCGACCUGAGGUGGCCUCGAGUCAGCCUUGAAGAUGCAGGAAGGUUCACCUGCCGAGCGAAGAAUGCGCUGGGCUCCGGCUCGGUCUCUCUGAACCUCUUUGUGCUGUACCCUCCACGGUUGACGGAGCCUCUCUGCUUCUGGGAGGCCGAGGUUCUGCACUGCACCUGCUCUGCCCAGGCCUGGCCAGUCCCCUCCCUGCACUGGUGGAUUGGGGACAGGCGGGUGGAGGGAAACAGCAGUAACGCCUCCGUCACCAGCGGCUCCACCAAGUCCUGCACCAACAGCUCCCUGCGGCUCCAGGUGGUGCUCACCUCGGUCCUCAGACUCUGCUGCGAGGCCAGGAACGACUUUGGGAACCAGAGUGUCACCGUCCUGCUGCUGCCAGGGAAAUCAGCCUCCAGGGCAGAGGUGGCUCUGGGGGCCCUUGGUGGUGCUGGGACCAUGGCCCUGAUCUGCCUGUGUGUGUGCCUCACCUUCUUUUGCCUCAUGAAAACCCACAGGAAGCAAGCCAAUAGAAACCCUGAAGGCACAGACGACGAAGACCCUGUCAUGGGUACUGUCACCUGGUCUCCCAAGUCUGUUUCUUUUGGCGCCAACAUCUUUCUCCUGGAUACAUGA
Messenger RNA from Echinops telfairi (small Madagascar hedgehog), 1440 nucleotides. Its product is annotated as sialic acid-binding Ig-like lectin 5. Gene Ontology annotation, molecular function: sialic acid binding. The coding region runs from base 1 to 1440 and encodes 479 amino acids. Lineage: Eukaryota; Metazoa; Chordata; Mammalia; Afrosoricida; Tenrecidae. Gene Ontology annotation, biological process: cell adhesion. The record is from RefSeq and is a predicted model, not a curated record. Gene Ontology annotation, cellular component: plasma membrane. The transcript is spliced from 9 exons.